AUGUCUAUCACCAGCGAUCAAUGGGCCUCCCAAUUCUACCACCAUCCCCACGGCGGCGCCUCCCCCUCUUCCGCCACCACCCACCACGGACCCAAUACCAACACUAACUCCAUUUCCAAGCCCAGACGCCGCUCCCGAGCUUCCCGUAAGGCGCCGACGACUCUGCUCAACGCUAGCACCGCCAAUUUCAGGGACUUGGUGCAGCAGUUCACUGGGUUUCAGGCCGCCGGCGCCGCCUUGCCUUUGGGCAGUCAUAAGGGUCCGGUCAACCUCAGUUUCGGGCAGGCUGGAGAUGAUCACCUCCAUAACAACCACUCUUCUGUUAUGCUCCCUUUCUCCGACGGCCAAGUUUUUCAGCUCCGACAGACGUCGCCGGAGCACCGGUUCCCCAUCCCGGUGCAAAAUAAUGGGUUUUCACGGCCGGCGGCGGAAUUGAUGGAAAUUCAAAAUCUGAUUGAUGAGGAUUUUAAUUACGAUCUGCAGGAAUUGGGGAUGGAGUUCUCUUCUUCCAGUGGGAAUGGGAAUUACGGCGGUGGGUACUUCCAAUGA
Molecule: messenger RNA, 549 nt
Organism: Benincasa hispida (wax gourd)
Lineage: Eukaryota; Viridiplantae; Streptophyta; Magnoliopsida; Cucurbitales; Cucurbitaceae
Source: RefSeq, a predicted model, not a curated record